Cyprinodon tularosa is the source of this 1234-nucleotide messenger RNA. RefSeq lists its product as uncharacterized. Lineage: Eukaryota; Metazoa; Chordata; Actinopteri; Cyprinodontiformes; Cyprinodontidae. The transcript has 8 exons. Bases 287 to 994 code for a protein of 235 amino acids. The record is from RefSeq and is a predicted model, not a curated record.
AGACCUCCUGAAAGAGACGUUCACUCUAUUUCAGAGCAAAUGUUGAAAGAUGGAGUUUUAAGAGAGAGCUUAAUUUUCCAGGUCCAAGUGUCAGUGCAACAAUCAGACACACAGGAAAUGGAAGACCAAAUACGGCGCUGCCUGCUGAUGCCAUAUGACAAUGGGUCGGUCUCCAUAGCAACACAAGACAUACAUAUAAGUCGCAUAUUUGUUUUUCAGUGUGAUGCUGAAACCCAGCAGACGUUAAAAGGCCUGUUCCAGUGGCCUAGCACUAUGGGAGGCAGAUAUGCUGUAUGCGCAUGCCCAAAAAAACCCUCAGCGCUUUGCUGUCCGACUCUGCAAACUGUCCCUGAGUACUCACUGGUUGGAGCCGGACGAUGAAGACUGCCCCCCAGUGGUGGAAACUAUACUUGAUCUGGACACUAUUGAAGUCACUCCUGAGAACGCCCUCAAUGUGUUGGAGAUGAUUGAGGAUUUACUGAGAAACCAGUCGAGUCUCAUGUACAAAGAGCUGGUCACAGUCCUCAACAAGCUGAAGGUCAUCAUCAGGGUCAGCGUGGUCACGCCGCAACUUGGCCAAGCUCUGAUCAACGUCAUCUCAGACAUACUGGAAACAAACAGCAACCUGACACCUUUUACAAACACUAUUCUCAACAUCACAGAGGAGGUUGGAGACAUGAUGGUGGGCUACGAGGGCUCCUACACCCUGUGUGCUCGAGCAGUCGCUCUCUCAGUGGUGGAUGUAGUUCCUGGACAGACCAGCAGCUUAAGCUUUGGAGUUUUGUCUAACUGGACCGACAUGAAACCAGAGAUUUUUAUUAACAGGUAUCCUACAGACGGCACUGUGGCUUUCAUUUCCCUGCCCUCUGUCCUGCAGAAGAACUUUGCACAAUACGGUGUGAACCAGAAACACCCUAGAAUCCAGUUUCAGUUCUAUGCCAACCCACUGCUCUUUCCGGUAGUAUUUGAUGAGGAAAAAUUAUCAAUUAUUUAAUUUAUAUGCAUAUUUUGGUGAAGGAAAGUGGUUUCUGUUUUCUGUCUCUUCAGACCCAUAAAGAGAAGCCCAUCCUCAACACCUUUGUGGUAUCGGCCAGCGUGACCAACGGCAGCUCCCCAAUCAAAGACCUUCCUGAAGACGUUACCAUCAUGCUGCACCAUUUACAGCCCAACAGAGUUGGAGAGAUUUUAUUCAAAUAAGCACUAAAACAGUAAAGAACAAAUAAGCUUUUAACAU